Molecule: messenger RNA, 1961 nt
Organism: Phyllostomus discolor (pale spear-nosed bat)
Lineage: Eukaryota; Metazoa; Chordata; Mammalia; Chiroptera; Phyllostomidae
Gene: CLEC2A
Product: C-type lectin domain family 2 member A
Exons: 5
Coding region: 60-623 (187 amino acids)
Source: RefSeq, a predicted model, not a curated record
AGGAAGGGAGAGAGAGAAACAUCGAUGUGAGAGAGAAACAUCAAUUGGUUGCUUCCCCUAUGCUCCUGGAACAGGGAUCGGAUGUGCUUGGACCAGAGAUCAGACAUGCCUGGACCCCGGACCAGAUCCAGAACCGAGCUCACAAGUCAAAAUGCAACUGGGUGACUUAUGCACUCAUCGUUUUUAUUAUUAUUCCAAUAUCCUUUAUAAUAAUAGUAAUCAUGGUAGCACCUUCAAGAAACUCCCAAACUAUAAUAAAUCCUCAAACUAUAAAAUGUCCGGGAAAAUGGAUUGAAGUAAGAUCUAAGUGUUUCUAUUUUUCUGAUGGUACCAGAAACUGGACAGCCAGUAAAACAUUUUGCAGGUCACAAAGAUCAGAACUUGCUCAGAUUGACACACGUCAAGAUCUGGAAUUUUUGAAAAAGUACACAGGAACAUUUAUGCACUGGAUUGGGCUGAGCAGAAAAGAAGGAGAGCCUUGGACAUGGACAAAUGGCAAAAUAUUCAACUCCUGGUUUGAAAUUAGUGGGAAUGGAUAUUUUGCUUUUCUGAGUGCUGAUGGAGUCAAUAGUUCCAGGGGGUUUGAUGACAUGAAGUGGAUUUGCAGCAAACCUCAAAUUUAAUAGAGGAAAACAUUGGGAAAUUGUUACUGAACCCAGCCAGCAGAAGUCCCACCACUCGCCACCAUACAGGCAAAACUUUGGAAAUAAAGUUCGAUAGAAAAAAAAAGGAAACUUUUAUUUAAUGACCAUACAAUUUGAAAUAAAGGCAGGUUUCUGUCCCAAAACUCAUUCCUUCGUAAAAAAAAAAAAUAUAUAUAUAUCUAAAGAAAAAUAACACUGCCACCCACUGCCCGGCCAGACCAGUCCUAGGCCACACCUAGAAUUCCCUUUCCCUUUAAAAGUGCCGUCCUUGGGAAAAUACAGGUGGCUGAAACAUGCUUCUGGUCGUGGUCUGUUCCAGGUGUACCUUGGAACAAGGUGCAAGCUGCUCCUUGUUUGGUGUCUGCCCGUUGGUCCAGCCCUUGCUGCCUGUCUCUUUUGUGUCAUCUCACCAGUGCAGCUGUGCUCCUAGCCAGGCAGCUUCCAGACCCCGCUGGGGCAGCUGCUGACCAAUACAGCAAAUGUGCAGUUGCAGUGCUUUGAGGACCCGUUGCCAGCUGCCUAGCCACAUGGCUUCCAGAGCCAGCCAAGGCACAAAGCACCAACUGGCUAAGCACCUUCCCACAUGUCUGUGCAGUGGGUCCAAGGCCCUGCCCAGGCUGUAGCAGGUGGAGCAGCAAUGGCAGCUCCACUGCUCACUGGGUCUGUGCUGGAGGAACACGUGUGGGCAGCACGCCAGAGGCUGCCAGGCACAGCAGGGCUUGCUGCCCAGUGGGCCUUCCUGCCCAGCUGCACAGCACCCAGAGCCCACUGACCUGGGCCUCCUCUCCUCUCUAGUGCCCACUGCACUCUAGGAAGGCUCUGUAGUGCUGGCGAAGAGGUGCUGAGAAUGUCUCUGGACCACAUGAUCUCCUUCUCCUGCCAGCCUGGACACCUGAGCCCCUGGUGAAUGACUGGGCCACUAGGGGAGGGGACUGCAAAUUAUGCAGUGUUUCUACACACUCUGCUUUUAAAGACUGCCCUCAGAAUCCCCCAUGUAGUGGAAGUAGUCAUAUGUGCUUUGCUCUGGUUGCCAUGGCAACAUACACUCACAUACACUGGUGGUGUCCUCGGCACUUCCCAACCCCUCCCCCAUUUCUGGCAGAUGCCCUUCCCCUUACAAAAUGAUUAUGAGGAUUUAGAAGAUAAAGUGAAAAACUAAAGUUGUUUUUUACUUGGUCUGUGAAAGUGAGGCAAGAUAGGAAGAAUUAGGGAAAACUAACAAGUAGAUGAGGAAGUUGGUGGGACAGCAGAGGCAGAUAAGCCCCUAGGUUCUCUCAUCAGAGCCCCCUCCGCCAGGCAUGAUCAAAGGGCAACAGU